Messenger RNA from Trifolium pratense (red clover), 810 nucleotides. Its product is annotated as glycine-rich cell wall structural protein 2-like. Gene Ontology annotation, biological process: response to heat; regulation of abscisic acid biosynthetic process. The transcript has a single exon. The coding region runs from base 1 to 810 and encodes 269 amino acids. NCBI's taxonomy places the organism in Eukaryota, Viridiplantae, Streptophyta, Magnoliopsida, Fabales, Fabaceae. The record is from RefSeq and is a predicted model, not a curated record.
AUGUACAACAACUACAACGACAACUCUUAUGGUGGUUCUUAUGGUGGUCAAGGGAAGGAACAACGUCAUGGCCAGAACUAUUCGAGUGGCGAGCUCUUCUCCUCUGCUAAGGUCUUGUCGGAAGCGGCACAAUCCGUUUACAACCAUGAACCUGGCAAGGUGAACAAGGCCAAGGUUGCUGUUGCCGCUUCCAAUAUUUUAGGUGCAACCGGUGUUGAUGAGAAUAAGGGCUUUGGCAUGUACGUUGACAAAGCCGCCGAUUAUCUCAACAAACAUGACUCUUCCUCUGGUGUUGCUACCAGAGGAAAAUCUAGUCAUUCUAGUGGCGGGUUUGGUGGAAGUGGUGGUUAUGGAAAUAAGAGUGGUGUUAAUGAUCGUUAUGGUGGCGGCUAUGGGAACAAUAAUGAGAGUGAGUAUGGGAGUGGACGUUCUGGUGGUGGUGGUUAUGGGAAUAAUAAUGUGAUUGGAUACGGAGGUGGACGUUCUGGUGGUGGUUAUGGUGUCGAUGACCGUUCUAAGAGUGGGUAUGGGCGUUAUGAUGGUGGGUAUGGUGAUGGAAGACGUUUGAGUGAUGGAUAUGGGGCAGAAAAUCUUUCUAGUGGUGGAUAUGGUUACGGUGGACGUAAGAGUAGCGAAUAUAGAGAUGGAAAUCGGUCUAGUGGUGGCUAUGGAGGGCGUUCCGGUGGUGGAUAUGGUAAUGAACGUUAUGGAAGUGGUUAUGGGAAUGAGUCUGAAGAACUUUAUGGAGGAGGGUAUGGUAGGGAUGGUCGAGAAAGUCGCCCCAACUAUGGAUACAACUACAAUAAUUAA